AUGGGUCUCGGAUCUAAGAAAACAAAGAAAACAUCCUCAGUGGAGAACAUUGACAGACCUGACGACGACUUAGAGGAAGAGCGUAAAGGGAAGAAUUACGGGAAACCACGCCGACACGACCCAACGUUCAAAGGACCCAUCCACAAACGAAGCUGCACCGAUGUCAUUUGCUGCGUGAUAUUUCUGGCCUUCUUGGCCGGCAUUGGAGUGGUCGCCUAUUUCGCCUUUUCGUAUGGAAAUCCAGAUACUUUGUUGUAUCCAUCCGACUACCAGGGGCAGUUGUGCGGGGUGAGUGAUACCGUACAGACCAAACCCUACGCUUUCUACUUCGACUUGCUGUCAUGCCUUUCGUCUACCGUCCUGAUAUCCCUCAGCUGCCCAACCCCGCAAGUAUGUGUCAAGUCAUGCCCUAAUACCACAUUUUCUUUACUGGAAGUAGUGGAUCUUUAUACUGUGGACUGGGAUAAGCUCAUCUGUCGAUAUGACAUUGAUCCGAAAGCGUAUGUUGGUAACGACAUUAGUAAAAUCUUGGAGUUAGCGACUAAGGAAUUGUGUGCCGUCUACUACGUACCGAGCCAACCGUUCGCUGGACGGUGUCUCCCCAUUACCUUUGCAGACGAAAACGGACAGACAGAAAACGGGCGCAACACAACCAACGAACAAGUGGACACUUUGGGGAAGUUGGUUAGUUUCGUGUACGGCAUCGAACAAAUUGAGAACCUUGUUGACGACUUCUUGAAAACAUGGCCUUACAUCUUAGCAGCUCUAGGAGGAACAAUGCUUCUCUGUUUCUUUCUUCUUGUACUCAUGCAAUGGUUGGCGACGUUCAUCGUCUGGGCGGUGCUUGUAGCCUUCGUUGGUCUCCUUGCAUUUGGAAAUUACUUUACCUACACGCGAUAUUUUCAAUACAGAGACCAAUCCAAAUGUGGUGACUUUGGAGACGCCACUUUUAACUAUCUCGACCCGGAAUGCUACCUCGAAUCUUCAGUCAUCUGGCUCGUCUUCGCCAUCAUCUUAAGCGUGAUCGGUGGCAUACUCAUCCUGAUCAUCUUGGUGCUUUUCAACCGCAUUCGACUCGCCACGGCAGUAAUCGAGGAGGCAAGCCGAGCCAUGGGCAUGAUGCCAUCUACCAUCUUUGGUCCCAUCUUGCCAUUCAUUCUCCAGAUCACAUUCGCCGUCUUUUGGGCUUUCGUUUUUGUAUUUUUAGCAUCGAUUGGCGAGGCAAGUUAUACAGUUGUCGACGCUCCACUCGGGUCAGAUGUCACGAAUGGGACAGCUUGUGACAUAUCGGGAUUCAACAGUACGCUGAACUCACCGGCAAAAUGCCAGUUUGUCAGUUAUGACAUCCCAGAUUACAAACUGUACUUACAGUUGUACAUGGUGUUUGCCCUGUUAUGGAUGGUUAACUUUAUCAUAGCAUUGGGGGAGAUGAUUUUAGCUGGGGCAUUUGCCUCUUACUAUUGGGCUUUCUCCAAGCCGAAUGACAUCCCUGCUGUGGCCAUUGCCAGCUCCCUCUGGCGGGCCAUACGAUACCACCUUGGUUCCCUGGCAUUCGGCUCUCUCAUUGUCACCAUCGUCCAGUUCAUCCGUAUCAUUCUGGAGUACGUGGAAAAGAAGCUGAAAGGCUCUAGUUUGGAUAACUGCAUCUCCCGCUUCAUCUUAUGCUGCUGCCAUUGUCUUUUCUGGUGUCUUGAGAAGUUCAUCCGGUACAUCAACCGCAAUGCCUACAUCGAGAUCGCUAUAUACGGCCGCUCGUUCUGUGCGGCUGCCAAGGAUGCCUUCUUCCUCCUCAUGAGGAACAUCCUGCGCGCUGCCGUCUUGAAUAGCAUUACAAGUUUCUUGCUGUUCAUCUUCAAAUUGACCAUUACCUUGGGCGUCACUGUGGGUGCGUUUUACUACUUCACAUGGGACUCAAAUCCUCUCAUUCCUAUACCACCUCUGAAUUACAUCUGGGCACCCAUAGUGGUAAUCGGUGUUUUCUCUUACGUCAUUGCAGCUGUCUUCUUUGCCGUGUACGACAUGGGAGUGGACACGUUAUUCUUGUGCUUCCUUGAAGAUCUGGAGCGCCAUGAUGGAUCCGAGGAGAAGCCUUACUUCAUGUCGAAGAGUCUUAUGGCUGUACUUGGUAAGAAGAAUAAGAAACCCAAGAAGGCGAAGAAGAAAGAAAGAGAUCAUGAAAUGCAAGAAAACGCGCAGUAA
This is a messenger RNA of Asterias rubens (European starfish), 2199 nucleotides long. RefSeq names its product choline transporter-like protein 4. Gene Ontology annotation, biological process: transmembrane transport. Bases 1 to 2199 code for a protein of 732 amino acids. The record is from RefSeq and is a predicted model, not a curated record. Lineage: Eukaryota; Metazoa; Echinodermata; Asteroidea; Forcipulatida; Asteriidae. The transcript has a single exon. Gene Ontology annotation, molecular function: transmembrane transporter activity. Gene Ontology annotation, cellular component: membrane.